This is a messenger RNA of Daphnia pulicaria, 3800 nucleotides long. RefSeq names its product bromodomain adjacent to zinc finger domain protein 2B-like. Bases 242 to 3178 code for a protein of 978 amino acids. The record is from RefSeq and is a predicted model, not a curated record. Lineage: Eukaryota; Metazoa; Arthropoda; Branchiopoda; Diplostraca; Daphniidae. The transcript is spliced from 12 exons.
CUCCGUGAAGAGAGGAGGCUCAUGUAGAUUGCUGCGGGUUUUUUCGUGUUUGUUUUUGCUUGGUGUCGCAUUUGUACUGUGAAGUCUAGUGAAGUGUUGCUAAUCCCUUUUUUUUUGCUGGGUUAUAAAGUCGAGAAUUGUUCGUUGAUGUUGUUUUGAGUAGGCUGUGGCGAGGCCAGCAGAGGAAAUAGUCUAGUUUGUCGUGCCUCUGGUCUCUGAGAGGAAUCUUGUUAGACUGGAGAUGGAUGUCUCUGCUGGUGUUAGUGAUGCUGGUGAAGAUUUUGCCAACCAAUCAUUCUCCUUGGUGGAUUGUUUCGAUGACUUUGAUAGUCACCAUACAGGGUGGGACAUCCCCUUAAAUCCAGAUGAAAUUGUCAUGGGUGAAAGCUCAACUGCCUAUUUUCUUGCAGACCCUCAUCUGUGUUUUUUAAUCCUUGAACAGGAUCAACCUGAUGAGGUUGAUGCUGAUAGUGUAUUGGAAUUGGAAAAAUUCCUCUUCGGUCCAUCAGCUGAAGAAGAAAAUUUGAUUUUGGAUUUUAGUUUUGAAGUGGAGCCCCCACAUGGGCAGACUGUCCCUUCAUGUGGUGACGACUUAGUUUGUGAGAUUCAAGAUACUCGUGCUCAAGACUUAAUACUACUUGAAGAGGUAUGGGGUUUGGAUUUUGAAGGGGUUCUCCCACAUGAACCAAAAAUAUCUGAAAAUGAUGAAGGUUCAUCCCAAAUGGAUGCUUUUGCCCAAGCAAGAAAAUUGGUCAUACAGCCAGGCUUGUGUGACGAAGCUCUAGCUAUCGAAAGAGACAACCAACCCCAAAGCCCCACCGAAGACACAUCCUUGAUGGAUCACAAGCCUUUACCGGAGAUUCCUCGCAUCACCAACCUCAAGCUGGCCGGACAGGCCCUGGCCGACAUCCUGAUGGUCUACGAGUUCCUUCACACGUUCGGCGAAACGCUGGGCUUUGACAUGGAGAGUCUGCCGUCGCUGGACUGUCUCCAGAGAGCCCUGCUCUACGACAGCGAAGCCGAGGAGGAACUGCUUUUGGUCAUGACACACUUGCUGGUUUAUUGCGUUGAAGAUCCGGGCAUUCCGCACCUCAACAGUUACACGACCCUUUUGGGACAGAUGCUGAAGCAGACCGACAUUACGACGACCAACGUUAGCGAGAUAUUGCGCAUCUACUUGGAAGCCAACGGAUUGGGUGACGUGACAAUGCCGACCUCCGACCAGAUCACGUCCAGCCCUCUGAAGCUGGCCGCCGGUGAAUACCCCGACACGGAGGCCUUCCUCAUGUCCGAGUGGCUUAAACGCAAGCCUUUCCUCUCACUUAAUCCCACCCAAAAGGCGGCCAUUUUGGGAUUUAUGGUCAACGAAUUACUCCAGAACAAGGCCGUCAUUGGUCAAAUCGAAGGUGCCAUCGAGGGUCAGAGCACGGCCAGAAGAGAUCACUGGAUCGUGGACAUGAAAAUCGAGAAGCUCAAAACGCUUCAUUCUAAAAAGCAUCGCAUUCCGGAAGAGGCGGAUGCAGACAGUGGGGGUGAAGCCGACGACAAUGCAGAUCAAGGCGAUGAGGGUGAAGAUGAAAAUCUUCCUGUGGAGGAGUUGAAACGGAAGAUUGAACGUUUAGGCCGGCAAAGUGCCCAAAUGUUGACUCAGUUAGCCUUGUCCGAUUUGCAAUUGCGAGCGCUCAAUAUGGGCCAGGAUCGCUUCCGGCGACGUUUGUGGAUCUUGCCGCACGCUGGCGGCGUCUACCUCGAAGCUCUAGAGUCCGGAGAAGCCAACGCCGGGCUACUGGGCACCUGGGACGGCAAACCCGCCCCUCCCAUCGGCCCUCAGCGCAACGGCGACGAGCCCAUGCCGGAAUUCCCACCAGUCAAAAGCGAGCCGAUCUCUGAUGAGCCUAAACCGACUCUGCCUGUGCCAAAAAUUGAACCAGAAGAUAAAGAAACUCCUAGUCUUCAGGAACCAAUGAAAGUGGACCAACCGGCCGUCAAAACGGAAUUGGUUGAAGAAGCCGAUGUCAAGAGUGAAGAAAAUACGACCGCCGGAAUGAUACCAGCCACAGCCGAGGUCGUUCUGAAGAAGGAAGAAGGAACACAGGAAGCUCUUCCGGCUUUGUGGUUCAGCCUCUUUCCCCGCACUCCAUGCGAUCGCCAUUCAUCCGCCAACCAGGGCAAGGAUCGUUUCGGCUCGGACGCCGAAGACGAAGGUGAAGGUCGUGUCUCAAAGAAAGAAGAAGCGGAUAAGGAAGAAACUGAGGAAAUUAUCAUGGCACCCAUUCCGGAAGAAAUGACCCGCGGCUGGUGGCGGAUCGUCGAUCCGGAACAAGUCAAAACUUACGUCGAAUCGCUACAUCCUCGAGGCGUUCGCGAGAAGGAGCUCAGCUGGAUGUUGACACGAUUUAUGGACUUAGCUCGCGAAUCGUGUUUGAAGCAUACGGAAAAGGACCAUCACGGCCAUGGCAAUCCCAAAGAUUUGCUGCUGAAGGAACUGCGCAACGCCGACGAGGUCAAACUGGUGGGCGGAGCCGCUUUGCCGGAUGCGGAAGGUUCGUGGUCGAGAGAGACGUCUCUGCGGGGUGACAUUCUCCUGCUGGAACAGAUCGAAGCCCUGGAAGAUCGCGUGGCCUCUGCCAGCAUGCAAGUCAAAGAAUGGAAAUUGCCCGCCCGGGCCACUUCUGAGAUGAACUUGAAAAUCCGCACGCCCGGAGACACGUCGUCUGAUGAUGACGAUGACGAAGACGAAAGAGUUAACCCCAUACAGCUGGCCAAAGAAAGGCUGUUGAGCCUCGAAAUGGCCAUCGAACGUCGUUACCUGAAAGCUCCUCUCGGUCAGAGCAAAGGCGAUCUGGUUCAGAGCGUCCUGUCCGUCUCUUUCCCGUCCAGCGAGCCGCCCAAAGCCCUGCUGACAUGGCGAGAGGCCGUCAAACACUGCGAAACGGCCGCCCAGGUCUCCAUGUGCUUUUACUUUCUGGAAACCUCCGUGGCCUGGGACAAAUCGAUCAUGAAGGCCAGCUGCCAAUUCUGCCACAGUGGCGAUAAAGAGGACCAACUGUUGUUAUGCGACGGAUGUGACAAAGGCUACCAUACCUACUGCUUCCGGCCACCCAUGGAUAACAUCCCAGAUGGCCACUGGUUCUGUUACGAGUGUCGGAAUAAAACUACCAUAAAGAUGCUACCCUAAAGAUGCCACCCUAAAGAUGCCAAAGCCCACUAUUGUCUCUCCGUCUUCCCUUUAUACUUGAAAAACAAAUGUAGUUUGUAUUUAAAAAAUUUGCCCACCAAGUGAGCAUCACUUGCCAUAAUUUAUUUGUCCCAUGCAUUUAAAUUUUACAUUCGCAUCCUGACCAAACUCACACCCUUUCGGAAAAUACGGUUAUGCGUAUCUAUAUACGCAAUGCAAACACUAUUCGUUCUUCUUUAUUCGAUUUGCUUGUAUUUUUGUAUGUAUUUUCGUCUUGACAUCUUUCAUUCAAAAAUUUCUUUAAAAUGUUAACAGUUUCCGAAAUGUUCUCUUGUCUGAUAAAUAAUCAAAAUAUCUUUGUUUAACAUAUUUAUAUUUUUUAAAAUUCCGUGGCAGAGUGAUAGAGACUAUGGUAAAGUGACCGGCGACCCUGUAGGAAUUCUCCAUAAGGUUUCACGCCUGCUCCUGGCGGCGUAGGCGUGAAAAAUCGACAAAAAAAUUUUUUUGUUAUAGUAUUGUUAUAGUCCUAAUAAUUAAUAAUAUAAAAUUAAUUAAAAGUUGAAAAAAGUUCUGCGUUUGCAUGGUUUUGAACAGUGACAUGGAUAAACAUCUCAGAUCCGUC